AAGCAGAGGUAAAACAUGUGUAGCACCUGCGGGCAUGGGAAAGCGAGAUGCAGAGCGGAGAAGAGCCGAUUGCUGCUCUUGGUUCAUUCUCUUCUCUUUCCUUGUUCCUUUACUACUGAAUCAAGCCAGUCGAAUUCAAUGAAGGAUAGCCGAGGAAAUUCUAUUGCGUUAUUCUUCAAAAAAUCAGAAAUGAUCAAACUCAUUUACAUGGAGUCAUCGGGUGGCCGGGAGGCGCCGCCGUGCCGGCGAAACAGGGGAGGCGUUGCACCGGCGGUCAGGGGAUUAUUAGGCCCAAUUUUAAUAAGGCCUAAUUAAAUUCUUAUGAAAUAGGCCGGUCCAAUUUCGAGAUGCAUAAAGUAGGCCCAAAUUCCCCGAAAAGAAUUAAAAUCAUCAGAAUCAAACUGAAUUCACCAGAAUUUGCUGGAAACAUCUGCUUUCAAUUCAUUGCGAAAAUAUUUACCCCCCAAAAAGGAGGAAAAUCAUUGCGAAACAGUAAAAGGAGGAAUCGAGAAACUGAACUGUAAUGCCAUGAGCGGUGGCGACGCCGACAUGAUGGAGGCGGAGGCCGAGGCUCCGCCGCGUGAGGUCGGCCUCGCUUCUGACCCUAACCGUAUUAGGAAUUUGCUGGUGAUGGCUCGCAAGCUCAUUAAUCAAGGCAAGCCUUCCCAGGCACUCGAAGCGGUGAUCAUGGCUAUGAAAAUACAAGGCGGAGACAUAGCUGUAUCUCAAGGUCUGAGUCGUGCUCAAGAACUAUACAUGAAUAAAAUUCAAGCCACUUCUGCUGCUGAUGAGUUGGCUUCACUGUUUGCUGAAUGUGCAAUUGCGGAGGCCAUCCCUUUGCAGCCUGAACUAUCCCACCAAACGAAAAGUGAGGAGGAGGCAAUCGAGCCCGAUCCUCAAGAGAGAUCAAUCCUUGCUGAGACAGGGAGGAGGCAGGUCAUGCUUGACGCAUUCUCUGAUGGGAGCAGCUUCGUCUGCUUGCAGUGUGGGGGUCUCGUUAGCAACCAACGUAAAGAGGAGCACUAUGCUUUCUGGUGUUAUAAAGCCUGAGUCACCUUUCUCGUGUUAAGGUUAGUCGUGUACAUUUCUGGAGAUGCACGUAUUGAUCUUGAUGUAUGUUAUGCCCUACCAUUAGAGCGCCUUAAUAUGAAAUUUCUUGCAAACGGAGCACCACUUUUCUUUCCUCAGGUGUGGAAUUGGGGUACCGGUGAAUCUGGUGAACCAUUUUAUGUGAAAUAUACCUUUGUAUCUUUCAACUUUGUAUCAUCAAAUUGACUUACUGGAUGAAAUAAUACAGAGUGCUAUCUAUUUUAUUA
Salvia splendens (bonfire salvia) is the source of this 1316-nucleotide messenger RNA. RefSeq lists its product as uncharacterized. Lineage: Eukaryota; Viridiplantae; Streptophyta; Magnoliopsida; Lamiales; Lamiaceae. The record is from RefSeq and is a predicted model, not a curated record. The coding region runs from base 529 to 1050 and encodes 173 amino acids. The transcript is spliced from 2 exons.